This is a messenger RNA of Galdieria sulphuraria, 976 nucleotides long. RefSeq lists its product as uncharacterized. The transcript has 3 exons. Lineage: Eukaryota; Rhodophyta; Bangiophyceae; Galdieriales; Galdieriaceae. The record is from RefSeq and is a predicted model, not a curated record. Bases 120 to 953 code for a protein of 277 amino acids.
AGUUGUGUUAUCCAAGAGGGUGCAGUAAGAACAACGGAUUUCCUACAUUUCAUUCUCGUUGGAUUGGCACACUGUCUUAUUGGAUGAUGGCGUUUUCCUUGCUAUUUUGGUCGAGGAGGAUGUUAACAGGUUCAAGACUUGGGACGACCUAUUCUUUAUCUCUUGCUUCACCUAAAUGGAAAGAAUUGUUUGGACGAUGGACGAGAUCAGAGUUGAAACCACAAAGAUAUUUAUCGAAAGACAUCGACGGAAGAGAUGGUAAGAAAGAAAAGAAAACGGAAGAUUCUAAGGAAGAAAGUGAUGGACUGGACGAUAUUUUCGACGUUACGGUGAAACAGGAAGACCAAGAAGCGGCAGAAAAACGUGCCAAGGAAGCAAGGGAAAGGAAACCAAAAAGCGAUAUUCCUGCAAAACCUGAAAUUCCAAAACAGGUGGAAGAACAAAUUCUCAAAGAAUUCGAAAAGGCUGUAUCUGGUAACGCAGCACAAUCUAUUGUGGAGAAGUAUGGAUUGACUAAACAUCACAUAAAUGUAUUGUCAGCUUGUUCAGUUAGUACUCAGCGUUUACACGCUGGUCCUGUAGAGAAGUUUGGUCCCAUUCCCAUAGAGAAGAGAGUUAUUGGAUACAUUCAUUUGGAUGUACUAGACGCACCUGUGCCAGUAAAAGCGGCUAUUCGAAGAAUGACCGGCCAACAUUACAAAGGAGACUUUGUUAAGCUUGCUUGUGAAAAGUACCCAACUUCUAUUGAGAAUCUUGUACAUGUAAUCUGGACUAUGGAAACGAUUGUUCGUACUGCGAAGGAAACUGUUGGUAUUCAAGUGGAUCGAACUCCACUUUCAAGUUGGAGUGAAAUCAUGAACUGUGUGGAAUCGAUAGGAUAUGGAAAACAAACAAUAGAUUAUUUGAAUAUGUCUUAUGACAAAAUGUCUCAUUCCACCGGGAAACAACAGUAAAUACUACCCAUAAUGUUGAAAAA